Molecule: messenger RNA, 1383 nt
Organism: Cutaneotrichosporon cavernicola
Lineage: Eukaryota; Fungi; Basidiomycota; Tremellomycetes; Trichosporonales; Trichosporonaceae
Exons: 4
Coding region: 1-1383 (460 amino acids)
Biological process (GO): membrane protein intracellular domain proteolysis; regulation of response to endoplasmic reticulum stress
Cellular component (GO): membrane; cytoplasm
Molecular function (GO): metalloendopeptidase activity
Source: RefSeq, a predicted model, not a curated record
AUGCUCGACGUCCUCCUCCCCCUAGCCCUUUUACUGGCGCUAGGCCUCGCGCUCCGCGCCGCACCAACUCUCGCACUCCGCACAGCUCCCUCACUGGCAAAGGCACGCAAACUCACGCCCGCCGCAUAUCGUUCUCUCUCGCGGCGGUCGGAGUGGAUCGUGUCUCGGCAAGGCCUGACCGUCUCGACGUCAACGGGCGCACUCAACGGCCUUCCGAAGAGGAUACCUGGAGUCACCACGCCCCUCUCCCACCUUCCUACGCUUGUACUUGCUCUCGUGCUGGCCCAACUCAUUCACGAAGCGGGGCACGCGCUCGCAGCAGCACUCGACGACGUUAACCCAUCCAAGCUCCAGUUCGCGAUCCACGCCGUUGUGCCCAGCGCAAGCGUAGUCUUCCCCUCCUCGGUCGACUACCUCCCAACCCGGGCGCGUGCGCGCAUAGCAACCAGCGGGCCAUGGCACAACCUCAUCCUCUGGGGUUGUCUUCUGGGUCUUGGCUGGCUCUCGCCAUUCCUCUGGGCCGACUACAGCUCUUACGGGCGGGUUGUCACCUCCAUCGCACCAACAUCCGGCCUACGUACUUCCCUGCGACCAGGCGACCUGAUCACACACGUCGACGAUGUGUUCGUUGGUGGCAAGCGCGAUAUGUGGGAAGAGUACCUCUCAUCCUCGGAGCCGGUCGUGUUGGAGGGCGGAUGGUGUGUCCCAGCCGCCGAGUUUGGGGGCGCGCCGUUCGCGCCCUGUGGGGAACGACAUCUCGUCGCGUUCACCCGCGUUGGAGAGGAGGAGGAACGCUGUCUCGCCCCACAUGGCGUGUUUACUGAGCCACACGCAUAUGAGUGUGGAUGCGGCGUCGCUGAGGUGUGCGUCCGUCCUGGAGUGGAGGAGAACAUCCUCCGCAUUCGCGUGCGUAAGGGCAAGCGCGCCGAUACGGUGUUGUGGUCCGGCGACCGAUCGGCCGUCUUACACGCGGUACAGGUCGACACGAGUGCGCCGCGGUUGUUCGGGAGCCUGACCCGGUGGGGAGCGCUGUUUAUGGCAUACCUCAAGAUGGCCUCCCUCUCGCUGUACCUCUUCAACCUCCUCCCGCUCCCCAGCACGGACGGCAUCCAGCUCCUGACCGCCCUACUUGCGCCGACCCGCGACCGACCCGCGCGCCAACUCACCGCCACGCCGAGCCGGCAUCCAACCAUCAAUCCGUACCGAUACGACAGUGGGAGCGACGACGACGACGACUACGGCCCGGGAUACGAAUAUACGGGCCACCGGCGUGAGGAAGUAUGGCAGCGCCGCGUCCGCCGCGCCGUCGAGGGAGCGACGGCCGCAGUCGUAGCUGGCUGGGUGUUGGGCUGGGCGAUGCUGGCGCUGCUGCGGUCGAGCUGA